Molecule: messenger RNA, 1111 nt
Organism: Archocentrus centrarchus (flier cichlid)
Lineage: Eukaryota; Metazoa; Chordata; Actinopteri; Cichliformes; Cichlidae
Gene: ppcdc
Product: phosphopantothenoylcysteine decarboxylase
Exons: 5
Coding region: 37-699 (220 amino acids)
Biological process (GO): coenzyme A biosynthetic process
Cellular component (GO): phosphopantothenoylcysteine decarboxylase complex
Molecular function (GO): phosphopantothenoylcysteine decarboxylase activity; FMN binding
Source: RefSeq, a predicted model, not a curated record
GCUAGUGGUGAAUAUUUACGGAAGUGUAUCACUGGAAUGAGACGCGGCAGUUUCCUUUGGCAGUAUGGUCAUAUACAGUUAGACGGCCACAUGUCAACUAUAAAAACUGAUUUGUUGAAAACUUCCGGGACAUUUCAUGUCCUUGUUGGAGUGACAGGAAGCGUUGCAGCCUUGAAAUUACCGCUUUUGGUCUCCCAACUUCUUGAGCUCUCUGGGGUGGAUGUCAGAGUGGUCACUACAGAGCAUGCCAAGCACUUCUACAAUCCCGCUGAGGUCUCAGUCAAAAUCUACAGUGAUGAGGAUGAGUGGGAGCUGUGGACACAGAGAUCUGACCCUGUGCUACACAUUGAGCUAAGGCGCUGGGCAGACUUGCUUGUCAUUGCCCCUAUGGAUGCCAACACUCUUGGAAAGAUUGCUAAUGGCAUUUGCGAUAAUCUACUGACAUGUGUGGUAAGAGCCUGGGAUACCAGUCGACCUCUCCUCUUCUGCCCUGCUAUGAACACAGCUAUGUGGCUGCAUCCUAUUACAGCCCAGCAGGUAUCCAGGCUGAAAGAGUUUGGAUAUGUGGAAAUCCCCUGCAUUGCCAAGAAGCUAGUAUGUGGAGAUGAAGGUAAGGGUGCCAUGGCAGAAGUAUCAACUAUUGUCGGUGUUGUCAAAGAGCAUCUUCAGAGACCGGAUGAGUCAUCUCUCGAGGCAUGAACAUCAUAUCAUAUUGUACAUUCCAGCAGACACCAAAGACUAAUACAAAUUAAACAAUGCCUUGUCAUCAGAUUUGUCAAACUGCCAUAGUCCAACACACCCAUGAUAAACUCAUUUAGCUGCUUUCACCUGUUUUACCUGAUAACUGCACUUCUUAGAAUGUGUGGGUGUAUUCAGACUAUCACUGACAAUACUCUUUUGGUAUUGUUGAACCUGUGAAGGCAGAGCACCUUUACCAUUCAAAGAAGUGCGUCGACUUUGGCAGGCUUAUGCAAUUCCUUUCAUAGUUUGAUAAAAUUCCAACCUCUGGAGCCUGAUCAGCCCAAAGAUAAAAAAACAAAAAAAUUUGGUAAUGUAAGGUAGUAAUUUUUAGCUGUCCCCAGUAGUACUUGAAGGUAAAUUUGAAACAGUU